AGCGUUUAGUCUCUUUUCAUAGCUAUUGGGCUGCACAGGUGCCAGGCAGCCCAGCAAACGAUCAUUAUAUAGUGUUAUAAGCACUUGAGUGAGCGCAAAUUUCAUGCGUUUGUCGGUAGUUCGCGUAAUACCCGUCGUUGUCGUCGUCAGCGGUGGUGUGCUACAGCCGUGGAGUCGUGAAAUUUCGAUUCGAAUGAUUGAAUUUUAGUCACGCGUCCUUGAAAUAAGUGCAAAUACUCCAGUGUCGCAAACUGCGGUAUUAACGAUUUUUGUUUGUGUUGUUAGUAUCCGGUGGCGAUCCAGUUUGUGGAUGAUAGGCGCGAACCAAGUGCAUCAGUUCAGUAAACAAAACAUUCCUCAUACCGUAUAGAUAUUCCAAAAGUGCGCCAACUUCUAAGGUGUCGAGAGACCAUAAAACGAGUGUUUUGAGGGAGUUCAAACAAGAUUUACGAUUGUGCUAAAAUUGUUUAACGAGCGUACUCGCCGUUCGGUGUCCAGUGCAAAGCUAUUAGGAAGAAUGCAAAGCUCAAUGAUUCGAACGCAGCCUCGGCGUAGCCACCGAUGUCAAUGGAGGAGCCCAACACCCCAGAUUGGCCACCGGUCAGGUACGCGGGUGACAACUGAUAGUAGCACCACAAGCUGCCAUAUGAUAUUGAUCUCAGUUGGUUUACUACUACUAUCGUUGGCUAACUAUACCAAUGCCCAGCUCACCAGGAGAUUUCCCGACGAUUUCCGGUUCGGAGUGGGUUCUUCCUCGUACCAGAUCGAAGGCGGUUGGAAUGAAGGCGGCAAAGGAGAAUCCAUUUGGGAUCGCUUGACUCAUCGGUUUCCGGAGAAAAUCGAAGAUAGCAGCAAUGGGGACAUGACGGCUGAUAGUUAUCAUCAGUGGCGGCGCGACGUAGAGAUGGUACGUGAGCUCGGUGUUGACAUCUACCGGUUCUCGCUGUCCUGGCCUCGGAUUCUUCCGAGUGGGUUCGUAAACAGUGUCAGCAAAAAUGGCAUCCGGUACUACGGCCGGUUGAUCGAUGAACUGCACAAGUACAACAUUACGCCGAUGGUGACGCUGUACCAUUGGGAUUUACCACAACGACUGCAGGAACUGGGUGGCUGGACAAAUCCGGAAAUGAUUGGAUAUUUCAAGGACUUUGCGCGGGUUGCAUUUGAGCAGUUCGGGGAUCGUGUUAAAAUCUGGACCACCUUCAAUGAACCGUGGCACGUUUGCGAGCAAGCUUACGGAAUUGAUUUUAUGGCUCCGGCCUUGGAUUUCCCCGGAAUCCCUUCAUAUCUUUGUGGACACAAUCUGCUGAAGGCACAUGCAGAAGUGGUUCACAUGUAUAGGAGACGGUUUCAGCCUAAGCAGCAUGGAUCUAUUGGGAUAACUACCGACGUUUCUUGGCCAGAACCCUUGACAAACAGUGAUAGUGACAAAGAAGCUUCCGAGCAAGCAAUGCAGUUCUAUGUCGGCUGGUUCGCUCAUCCCAUCUUCUCCGAGAGUGGUGACUAUCCGCAGGUUAUGAUCGACCGAGUGGCGGCACUCAGCAAACAGCAAGGAUUCUCCAAGUCACGUCUGCCGGCUUUCACCCGGGAAGAGGUGGACAAGAUCAGGGGGACUGCCGAUUUCUUCGGUAUCAACUCGUACACUACGGUGCUGGUGACUAAGAACGAUCGGAAUAAUUCCGCCAAGUAUCCGGUGCCAUCGUACAACCACGAUAUGGGAGUGGUGGAGUCCAGUGAUCCGAGUUGGCCCAAGAGUGGGUCGGUGUGGUUGCAUGUGGUACCAUCGGGAAUGAACAAGUUGCUCAACUGGAUCCGCCGCGAGUACAACAAUCCACCGGUCUACGUCACCGAGAAUGGCGUUAGCGACCGGGGUGGCACCCACGAUGUCAAGCGAAUCGACUACUUCAACUCGUACCUGGAGGCCGUGCUGGACGCCAUCGAGGACGGGUGCAAUGUGCAGAUGUAUAUCGCUUGGAGUCUGAUGGAUAGCUUCGAGUGGAAGGCUGGAUUUACGGAGAAAUUCGGACUGUACCAUGUGGACUUUUCGAGUCCGAACCGAACGAGAACACCCAAAGCUUCGGCCAAGGUUUAUGCCAAGAUUGUGCGAACGCAUCGGAUCGACUGGAGUUACCGGCCGGCGCCGGAGGUCAUCAUCAAAGCACCAUCGGCUUAUCGCUCAAACAGUAGUAUUAGGGUUCCUGUGAUAUACUUGACGCUGGCCAUGCUGGGAAUCGCACUGAAAGUGAUUUACAGCAAAUAGGGAAUGUGAAUCUCGUCUGUGCCUGUGACAGUAUUUUACAUUUUUUAUAAGUUGUACAUAUGUGUAUUAUUUUUUCUCGGAAACAAGUGAAUGCUUUUUUAA
Messenger RNA from Aedes albopictus (Asian tiger mosquito), 2359 nucleotides. RefSeq names its product myrosinase 1-like. Bases 518 to 2257 code for a protein of 579 amino acids. The record is from RefSeq and is a predicted model, not a curated record. The transcript is spliced from 6 exons. Lineage: Eukaryota; Metazoa; Arthropoda; Insecta; Diptera; Culicidae. Gene Ontology annotation, biological process: carbohydrate metabolic process. Gene Ontology annotation, molecular function: beta-glucosidase activity.